CAAGAUACAGAGCUACAGACAACCUCAUUCUUAGCAAAGGAAAAAAAAAUCCAUACAACUAAAUUUCUGUCUUACACCUGAGGCCUGUACUACAGAGCAGGAUUUGGGGCUGUUGAGGUAUCUUCAAAGUUAUCCUUGAGUUUUCAGUCCUAUGAAGCUGGUUUACUUUUUGCUGCUCCGGAACGGGUUAACUUCAAAGGAUCGAUUUACAUCCUGUCAACACACACUUUUAUAGAUCAUCCCAGUAGAGAAUUACUCCUCAGAUUCAAUGCUGGCCGAUUGAGACAGGCAUGGUCUCAGCCUUCAAGUGACACUCCCACCUCCCUUCCUCUUGUCUCGGUCAACACCCCUCCAAUCAUUUUAUUGUUCUAUUCUUUUACCUCGUCUCAGUUUCUGGUGCUACCAGGAAUCAGUCCGUCCUCUCUGUCACCUCCCUGUUACCUUCUCCGAGCUGAGGCUGACGGCUGUAAAUCCUUCACAAUGGUUGCUGAGGUAGACUCAGCGUCUCAGGACAGUGGUGUACGGCUAAAGCAGGAGAUUUCCCUCCUCCACGGGGUCUGUCUCAUUGUGGGGAAUAUGAUAGGCUCCGGUAUCUUCGUAUCACCUAAGGGAGUUCUCAUGUACACAGGCUCAUUUGGCUUGUCCCUGAUCGUAUGGGCCAUUGGAGGGGUAUUUUCUGUUGUUGGAGCGCUAUGCUAUGCUGAGCUGGGUACUACCAUCCGUAAAUCCGGAGCCUCCUAUGCCUACAUCCUGGAGGCCUUUGGAGGUUUCUUGGCUUUUAUUCGACUGUGGACGUCGUUGCUGAUAGUUGAGCCAGCUUGUCAGGCAGUGAUAGCGCUGACCUUCUCCAACUACCUGGUCCAGCCCUUCUACCCUACCUGUCCAUCCCCCUAUGCUGCCGUCCGUCUCCUCGCUGCUGUCAUCAUAUGUGCGCUGACUUUUGUGAACUGUAUGAAAGUGAAAUGGGGCGCUAUUCUUCAGGUCGUCUCCACCGUAGCUAAGGUCCUCGCUCUCAUUGUUAUCAUCAUUACUGGCCUGGUUAAACUGGGACAAGGUUUUGACCAGAACUUUGAGGACUCGUUCAAAGGCUCCAAGCUGAACCCUGGUGACAUGGCCCUGGCCCUCUAUUCAGCUCUCUAUUCCUACUCUGGCUGGGACACACUCAACUUCAUUACAGAGGAGAUCAAAAACCCAGAGAGGAAUCUGCCCUUGUCCAUCGCUAUCUCCAUGCCUGUUGUCACUGUGAUCUACAUCCUGACCAACAUAGCUUACUACGUCGUCAUGGAUGCAGAUAAAGUGCUUAGCAGUGAAGCUGUUGCUGUGACGUUUGCAGAUGAGGUGCUGGGCUGGGCUCGGUGGCUGAUCCCUCUAUCCGUGGCCAUUUCCUGCUACGGUGGCCUCAACUCCUCCAUCAUUGCUGCCUCCAGGUUGUUCUUUGUUGGUUCCCGAGAAGGCCACCUGCCUAAUGUCCUGUGCAUGAUCCACAUAAAGCGUUUCACCCCAAUUCCUGCACUGCUUUUCAAUGGUGGCAUGUCUUUGUUCUACUUGUCUGUGCCUGACGUUUUCCAGUUGAUCAACUAUUUCAGUUUCAACUACUGGUUGUUCAUCGGCCUGUCAAUAGCCAGCCAGAUCUACCUUCGUUUUAAAGCUCCUGAUCUGCACCGACCAGUUAAGCUCUCUUUGUUCUUCCCCAUCCUCUACUGCUUGUGCAGCAUAUUCCUGGUAGUGGUUCCCCUCUACAGCGACACCAUUAACUCUCUGGUGGGAAUUGCUGUGGCACUGUCUGGCGUACCAGUCUACUUCAUUUGCAUCCAUCUGCCGCCCAGUUCCAGACCAGCCUUCCUCAAAGAUAUGCUCGAUGAGAUCUCUCUGUACACCCAAAAACUGUGCAUGUGUUGCGUGGCCUCGCCUGAUAUCGACUUGGACAAUAUAGACCCGGAGAAGAUCGAGUGAUGGAGCAACAAAGGCCUUGUGUGAAAUGCUGUAUGGAGGGAAAGCGGAGGAAGAAUGAACACAAAGGAAGCUGUGGGAUGCAGACAAUCAGGAUUUAGAUGAGUAUAGGUUGAUUGAUUAAAGAUGGAUGAACAAACUGGAGAUAUGAGCUCAACACACCUCCUCUCCUCCUCUCCUCUCACACAUGAGCCACAUGUGCAAAAGAGCAGGAUUUUAUUUAGAAUAAAUUAAAAUUGUGUAUGUGAUAACCCUCCAACAGAAAGCACUGUACAGAUUAAGCGAGUGAAACUUGAGCACACUCACAUGCUCUUACACAAUGCGGUACUGGCUGUGCAGUUUCCUCCACACAUGCGCCCAUACUCAGCAACUCACACACACACAUAAGCUGACUGAAAGCCUUAGUGUGACACUAUGACAAAUGGAAAUUAACAACAUGAUCUACGAGGAAUUGACUCAGCGAAAUGCCUGAGGUGAUUUAUACACAAGCAGGAGGUUGGUACGGAAAAUACACCGUGGAUUUAGAAGCGUUCAUGCCUUACAUGCAUUGGGUCACGUCUCUCAUUUUAACUAAGUUACUUAGAUCAUGUGAAUGUGUGAAAGGUCGCCUGGGUGGUUUAAUGCUUGUGACCCUUUUUAAAAUUAUGCCUGUAACUCCUAAUCAGAGGUUGAAAACUGUAUUUUUUCCAUCUUAUUUGAACAUUGUUAGGGGCCUUAAGAUUAGAAGAUGACUCAGUGAUUAAAAAUUUAAAGUCUGAUUACGCACAACCCCUCAGAUUUAUCUUGCAACCCAAUGGUGUGGGUCCUGACCACUGGUUUAAAUGCUGAAAGUUACAGACCUCAAGGCCGUCCCCCUGCUUGUGUGUGAAGGUUUUUAUUGGUUUGCAUCAACAUCAGACAGGUAAUUUUCCAUUAUGUGGUACUUGUAAAUGUGUUACAGUUCUAUUGUAGUGUUUUUUUAGAAUAAGCGUUUAAGCAGCAACUGUAUGGAUAUGGCAGCCAGACGACAGACCUCUGAGAACUAUAGCAAAUUUGCACAUCUUUGCAUUUUGUGUUUUGUUGUACAACUAGCUUGUUUAUAGAAAAGCUUUACUCUGAUCUGUUUCUGAACUGAAGGACCAAAAUGGACAGAUGAAAAUGGUUUGUAAUGAUUAGCUAGUGUCGAGGGAAGAAGAGAUUAUGUGCUGUUAUUUAUUGCAGUUUGAACAAGCUCGUGAUGUGUCAGCUCACUGCAGAUACGAUCAUAAAUCUGCUCAAACGUGCAGCCUGCUUUUGAUCCAACUCAGUCCAUGCAUGUGAAAUGUUUUUUUCUUUCCACUAAAUCCUUUAAAUGCAUCUUCAGGGCUAUAUUUGAUUUCUGGUGCCUCCUAGUGGUGAUUUAUAUUUACCUCCAGGGACAAGCUGUAAGAUUUUAUGUUGUUAUGCUGUCAUCUUGUUCUCUCUUUUCAAACCAAUACAAACCAGUGAGAGGAAUAUUUAGUGUUAUGGAUAUCAAAAAAGGAAAAAAAAAAUUAACUGUGUGAUUUAGAGCUGUAACGAUUAAUCGAUUAGUUGCCAGCUAUUAAAUUAAAUCAAUUAAUUUGAGUCUUUUUUUUUUCUUUUUUUUUUUAAAAAAGGAAAAAUUCUCUGAUUCCAGCUUCUUAAAUAUGAAUAUUUUGUGGUGUCUUUCCAUCUCUAUGACACUAAACUGAUUAUCUUUGAGUUGUGGACAAAACAAGACAUUUGAGGACGUCAUUUAAGGCUUUAAAGAAACACUGAUCGACACAGCAACUAAUCGAUUAAUCGAGAAAACGAUCACCAGUUUUAAUAACUAAGUUGCUACCUGAAUGGGGUCUUUGUAGAAACACACCUCAGGACCAACCACGCUGAUGUGCACACGUUGUUGCUGAUAUUUAUGGUCUUUAUCUUUCCACUUCUGUCUUAAGAGUUUGUAUCACAGAUGAGAUAUUUAAUGUAAUGUUGCCUUGUGAAUAUAUCACCAAAUUGGACCAUUUAUUCACCGUGUACACUAACUGAAGGUCUUAAACAGGCUGAUAGUUGGACCGUCUCUCUGCUCACAUGCUCACAGAGUGCAUGAGCCUGUAGCAAAGUGUCUCAGCUUUCUAGAUGAGAAAAUUAAUAGCUAUAGUAUAUUUGAGCUGUGGGUAGAAACUAGUCAGACAUGUUUGUACUGUAGUCUUUAAGAAAUGUAUGUGCCUUCUGUGAGUGUGGUCUGCAAAGGCCCUGUCUAUUUUUGAUAUAGUAACAUAGUUCAGUGUCUGAAGCAGUUAUAUUGACACGAUGCUGUAGGGUUUGCCAAAUGUUCAUCAGGUGGUCAAGCAGCUUCAGAUGUUGUAGGGGAGGUCAGUGAACCAUCAGCUGGGAAUAAUCAGGCCUUAGAUCAGACCGUAUAUUGUGUCUUUAAGCAGCACUUCUACAACACCAGCCAACGGAAGCACACAGAUACCUGUUUAAUGUUGCUUUCUGUGGGGUCAGUGUCAUUUUAACCAAACUAGUCAGUUGUGUGUAUUGUUAAAAAGAAAAGCGUUAUAUAUCUGCAGUAAAUACAUAAUAUUUUAAAUGUAUUUCCAAAUAUUUUCAUGUUAUGAACGUAUAUACUCAGAAAUCACAGGACUUGAAUGUUGCAGUAUAACUUAUAUUUGAUGUGUGUCAUCGGGGUACCAAAUACCGAUUUAUUUUUUUGGUUGGCUGGUUGGUUGUGUUAGAUAAAGUUGUAUUUUUGUGUAUUUGUACAACUGUGUCCUAAAGUGCUUGCUUUGUUGACCAUUUUUAUUUAUUCUUUUCUGGAUACAGACAAGCCAAAUGCUAAGAUUUACCUUUCAGUGGAGGAAGUCUUGGUUGCCCAGACGGAGACAGGAAGGUGUUUUAUUUGAAUAAAGGCGAGUACAUAAA
Messenger RNA from Epinephelus moara (kelp grouper), 4842 nucleotides. Its product is annotated as Y+L amino acid transporter 2-like. NCBI's taxonomy places the organism in Eukaryota, Metazoa, Chordata, Actinopteri, Perciformes, Serranidae. The record is from RefSeq and is a predicted model, not a curated record. Gene Ontology annotation, biological process: amino acid transmembrane transport. The coding region runs from base 481 to 1953 and encodes 490 amino acids. Gene Ontology annotation, cellular component: membrane. The transcript is spliced from 12 exons. Gene Ontology annotation, molecular function: basic amino acid transmembrane transporter activity; L-amino acid transmembrane transporter activity.